CAUAAAUAAGCCAAAGCCUUUCACUCCUUCUCAUCACUGGUUAAGAUGAUCCUGGACAUGGAGAAAGCACCUCCACCUCCACCAUAUCUUAGGGAUGCAGAACUUGAUGCUCGCCUGCAAAGGACGGCAAAAUAUCCGCCUACAUUAGUGGGGGUACCCCCACACUUACUUCUUCAGAUCGUCUACUGGACGUGUCCUGACUUUACUUCUUCUGAAGAGAGAAGGGCUUCGUUUUAUUGGAUGUGUUAUAGCUUGCGUUAUACGUGUCGAGACCUCUGGAUAGCAUGUAUGCACAUACUGAGAUCCUCGUAUCUUCCCCUGUACGCUCGAAGAGUGAAUCGGCCGUUUACGACGGACCCCUUCCCUUCGUCUUCUGCAAUCGGACAUCCACUAUCCUCCUCGCCCAUAUUAUCAACUCAAAGGGAAACCACAAUAUUAGACAUGUUCAUUCUCCUCAAAACGCGCGAAGAUGUCCGUACGGAUGAAUCUUCGCUCUAUCUAGAUAAUGCCGAUGACCAGUAUCGUGACUUAUUCAACCUUAUGCAGCCGAGGGCUCGCGUCGAAGAUCUUACAUGCAAGUAUGGUUUGAGAGCAGGACUUAUUGCCCCAACACCCACGUUUUUCCCUGCACCUGUCAUUCCACCGUCGCCCCUUCAUACACAUUCCAAUUCGUCCCAAGUUUCCCUAUCCUCCUCUGGAAGGAUUCUCGUCCCGUUCUCUGAUCUAAGCAUAUCGUGGGGUCAUCGGAGGGUCGGUUUGCAGUUAAGGGAUACUUCGCGAGAGCCCAAUUCGCUAAGUAAGCGAACUGUCCUUGAGGUCGAAAGGGUGAAGGGUGAGACGCUGGAGUCUUUGGUGCAGAGAUUAGUUAAAGUAUGGUUGGCACUUGCUAGGGCUGAAAGACGUCGAUAAAAUUCUGGGUUCAAUUCGAAGGGAUCGGUGCUCUGGAUAUGCCGUAUUCUGUUGUCAUUAGCGACCAGGGCGACCCAUUGCUUAUUAAUAGUCCACUUAAUUAUGUUGAACAAAGAGCGUGGGGAGCAAGGGGUGAUUAGCCGUCCGAAGCCGCUUGAUAUCCCUAAAAGACCAAAAGGGAAUAGAAGUCGAUAUAGGCCAGAGCAACCGAAAUCCACCAACUUAAGUCCACUCCCAACACCCUCGCCACUCCGUGAUCUAGCUCAAUUAUUCCACUU
Messenger RNA from Cantharellus anzutake, 1187 nucleotides. RefSeq lists its product as uncharacterized. Bases 46 to 909 code for a protein of 287 amino acids. The transcript is spliced from 5 exons. The record is from RefSeq and is a predicted model, not a curated record. NCBI's taxonomy places the organism in Eukaryota, Fungi, Basidiomycota, Agaricomycetes, Cantharellales, Hydnaceae.